Callithrix jacchus (white-tufted-ear marmoset) is the source of this 5388-nucleotide messenger RNA. NCBI's taxonomy places the organism in Eukaryota, Metazoa, Chordata, Mammalia, Primates, Cebidae. The record is from RefSeq and is a predicted model, not a curated record.
GCACACCAGUGGGGCUGGGACAGCAGGGAACUGACGGGCAAGGGACAUUUGUAUGUCCAGAGCAGCUGCUGCAAACCCCAAGGCCACCCUGGUAGGGAAAGCAAAGUAAACGAAUGGACCGGCUGGGCGGGGGGAGGCAGCUGGGAAUGGCAGGGGCUGCGGCAAACUGGAGCACUCAUGGUUUCUCUAAAGUGGGCACAUACUGGCCUUGGCCAAGAGUCACCUCGAGGCAAAACAGGCCUGGGGUGCUUCUUCCAGCAAAGCCAGAAAUGACGUUCUUGUGUGAAAGCCCCCUGGUUUCUCAACACCGGCAACUUCUCAGAAUUUUCAAAAGCACUGUGAAUACACAAAAACAUCUGCGGCCCAGCCUCUGGUUCGAUGUGAUUCAGUCCAUGUGGGAGCUUCUGGAAUCACAGAUGGGGCCUGGUGCCCGGCUGGCAGCAGUGCUGGGGCCUCGGCAGGAAGGGCUGCCCUCCCACCAGCUCGAAUCCUGAACCUGCUCCAGGCCAAGGUCUCUGGGUUCACCAGGAGCCCUGGUGGGGGUGACUCUCGAGCAGCUGUGUCACGGUGGCUGCCCCGGGCACACCUCACUGUCAUCACGUGAAGCUCAAGGUCGGGAGACAGGCGGGUGUGGUUGCUCUUUCUCUGGAUCUUCAGUCUCUGCCUCCCUUCACACUGGGCCCAAGAAAGUCCCAGCCAAUGUCCCCAAAGAGGCAGCUUCUCCAGCCCAGCCUGGCAUGCAGCAGGUGCUGUCGUGCCCUGCAGGCAUUGGGGGCUGCCUCCCCAGAGGUACCCACCCUGGGCCAACCCGGGUGCUUGCUGGCUGUCUGCUCCCAAGGUGUGAGGGCAGCAGGACCCCAGGCCAGCCUCCCUGACCAGCACAGCCCAGGGAUGAACCCAGGUGAUCGGCGCUACCACCAGCUGCCCCCUCACCACUGCCUCGGGUUGGCAUCCCCUUCUCUUUAUUUUUUUUAUUUUUUUGAGAAGGAGUGCCGCUCUCACCAGGCUGGAGUGCAGUGGCAUGAAACGAUCUCUUCUCACUGCAACCUCCGCCUCCAGGGUCUGCCUGAGGCUGCUGGGUCAGGACAUAUGUUGAAUACCCAAGGCCCCAAGCACCGUGCGAGGCAGUGGGGAUGCGACAGGAGAACAGGAAGUCUCUGCUCUGGGGAGCUGCUGUUUCUGUGCAUGAGGAGGAUAUUAAACCAGGGGACACGUAACCAGGCAAGGUGGUUUUAGAGUUGUUUGUCCACCAUGAGAAACAAAACGGAUUGACUGAAGAGGCAGCUCCAGGAAGGACCCUGUGGAGGGGGGGUAGCAGCCCCCCGUGGCAGAUCUUGGGGUGAGUGUGGCAGGCAGAGGGGACAGCGUGUGCAGAGGCCCUGGGGUGGGAACGUGCUCGGGGUAAGUGAGGAGCCGCCGGGGGUGGUGGUGGCUGGGGAAGAGUAGGGUGGUGGGACAGUCAGGGGAGUGGGGACCGCAUUGUAUAGGGCCUCUCAGGCCACCGGGGAGAGGGGAUUUUGUCUCAGGUGUGGCAGAGGCUUUUGAAGUGUGUGUUGCGGCGGGGGAAGGGGGCUCGUGUUAUCUGAUUGAUAUUUUGGAAGGCUCUCUCUGGCCAUUGUCAAGUCAAGGGCAGAAGCAGGAGGUCAACAGUGCUGCUCUUGGCAGGCGACAGAAGCUGCCUGAACUGCGCAGGUGGCUGUGGAGGUGGAAGGAAGGGCGUGUCGGGAGUUUGUUUUGGAGUCAAAGCCAGCAGGGCGUUGAACCCUGUGUGGGGAUGACGCCAGUGAUGUCUCCCUGGAACCGGGACGCCCCAUGACGAGGGCUGGGCUGCCCGGGGCCAGGGUCCAGUGUGCGGCCUGGGGCGUGGCUCUGAAAGACGUUGCUGGUUUGGGGCACCAUGGAGCUGCGUAGGUGUGUCAGGAGCCCCGAUGGCUUUGGCCAGUGUCAGAUGUGAGCAGGGCUGGAACUGCAGGGCGCCAGCCAGGUCCUGCUAAGCCAGGUCGAGGGCCCUUGUCCUGGGAGAAAGGGAGCCAUUGGCCAGCAGUUCCUGUGGCUGGCACUUGGCUCAUUGGUGUGGCCAGGGCCUCGCUGUUUCCUGGCCUCAUUCCCCGUGGGGACGGUGCACCUGGCGUCAGGCCCUACAUGCCUUUCUUGCUCAGCCUGGCUUGCAGCUCAGCUCCCGCAGGGACACACUUGAACUUGACACCCAGCUCCCUCUCUGGUCUCUCAGGAGGGCCUCCUCUGCCCCUGGCUCCCAGGCAGAGCAGCUCAGCCAAGCAGGUCCAUCGGGCCCCCUGGGCCCAGCUGGAGGAACAGGUUGUCUCUCCAGGCUCUCGGCUGCCCGCCCAGCCUGGCCUAACCCCAGCUUGCCUUCCAGCAUCGGGCCCCUCCCCUCCACCCUGCCCCCAGCUCUCUUGAACUGGGCUGGAGGAAGCCCCAGAGGCAUACAGGGCUGAGUAGCUGGAGGGGCCAGGUCUAGGGCCUUCGCAGGAUUUGCAGGCCUGAGCCAGGCCCUGUAGAGAUGCCUCCACUGGGGAUGGUAAGAAUGAGAAUUCCCCUGCAUCUGUGACCCCCGCCUCCUGUGGGCUGCCCACCUCACCAGGGCACAAGUUCAGGGGAAACUCAGUCCUCGAGGAGAGAACUGGGGGCAAUUCGGCACUCAGACCUCCUUUCCCACCUGCCCUGCUCACAGCACGCAGCACCCUCCUCCCUGUCACACCCAGUGAGUCCUCAGAUCCACUGUUGUUCAUCUGGAGGUGGCCUGAGAAAUGACACCUGCCUGCCAUUCCUGUCCCGGGGCAGAGGGCUGCGUCAUCCCCAGGUCGUGUCUCUGCUCAGCUUCUUGGCCGGUUAUCCCCUCCUAGGAUUGGUCCUCAGGGAGAGGUUCAGAGCUGAGACCAGAUUUCAGCAAAGGGUGAGAGGCCGGCGGGAGGAUGCCAUGAAGGCAAGCAUGAGCCCCUGGCCCUGCUGAGUUUACAGGCUGUCCCCAGGCCUGAAAUCUAGGACCAAUCACUGUUUCUCUGCCACAGGCAUAGCGAUCCAGGCUAAGGCCAUGGUCUGCAACCCCAGCGCCUGGCUUAGAAGCUGCUAUCUGCCAAUUGCUAGCUUGGGCCUUUGACCAGGUGGCUUAACCUCUCACCCUCCGUUUUCCCAUCUGUGGAAUGGGGAUAAUCACAGUCAGUUCCUUAUAGGGUACUGUGAGAAUAAAUGAGUGAAUGCGCUUAGGUUCACGUCAGCUGUGGCGGCCUGGGAGCAUCACCUCUCGGUACUGCCCUUUGUGGCUGUGGGGGCUUCUGAGCCCAACUUGGCUGUUUGCUGGUGAACUCAGAUAAGCCUGUUGAUAUCUGUACCUCAGUUUCCCCUCUGUAAAAUGGGUCUGGCAGCAGUCUCUGUUGAGCUUAACACAGGGCUAAUGCAGGCUGUGGGGUCCUGAGCACAGUACCUGUGCAGACUACCACUCAGCAAACUGACGCCGACACUGUGGUUAUCAUCUGGAAGACUGGACUCAUAACCCCUGCUGCCUGCCACAGCAUUCACACACAUGCACAUACACACGCACACACAUGCACACACACACACGCAUGCACGCGCAUGCACACAUCCACACAUGCACACACAUCCACACACAUGCACACACGCAUGCACACAUCCACACAUGCACACACACAUGCACACACAUCCACACACGCACACACAUCCGCACGCACACACAUCCAUACACACGCACACAUAUCCACACACAUGCACACCCACACAUCCACGCACACACACAUCCACACACAUUCAUACACACGCACACACAUCCACACACAUCCACACCCACACACAUCCGCGCACACACAUCCACACACACGCACACACAUGCACACACACAUCCAUACAUGCACACACAUCCAUGCAUACACAUCCAUAUACAUCUACACACACAUUCAUACACAUUCACAUACCUGCAUAUCCAUACACACACAUCCACACAUACACAUCCAUACAUGCACGCACACACGUACACAUCCAUACACACCCACACAUGCACAUGCACACACAUCUGUAUACACACAUACACAUCCAUACAUGCACACACACACAUCCAUAUACAUACACAUGCACACACACAUCCAUAUACACAUCCAUAUACAUACACAUGCCCGUAUGCAUUCAUAUACAUCCACACAUACAUAUCCAUACACAUCCACUACACAUGCACACACACCCAUAUACACACGCACACACAUGCACACAUCCAUGCACACACUCAUACACACAUGCACACACAUCUACACACUUGCACACACAUAUCCAUCCACAUGCACAUUUCCACACACACAUCCACAUGUGCAUACACAUCUACACAUGCACACACAGCCACACACAUGCACUCACACAUGCACAUCCACACACACACACACAAACACAUCACAGGUUACCUCCUUCAUCACUGUGUAGAGCACAGGCCAGCAAACUUUUUCUGCAAAGAGCCAGAAAGUAAAUAUUUUAGCCUUUGUGGGCCAGACGGUCUCUGGCAAGAACUCAGCUCUGCCAUAGACAAUAAAUAAAUGGACAGAUGUGACCACACGUUAGUCAGAGUGUACUUACAAAGUCAGGCACUGGGGCCAGGCGUGGUGGCUCACGCCUGUAAAUCCAGGACUUUGGAGGCCGAGGUGGGUGGAUCUCUUGAGCCCAGUAGUUCAAGACCAGCCAGGGCAACAUAACAAGACCUCAUCUCUGCAAAAAUAAAAAGUCAGUUAGCCAACCAUGGUGUGGUGAUACGUGCUUGUAGUCCCAGCUACUUGGGAGCCUGAAUUGGGAAGAUCCCUUGAACCCAAGAGUUCAAGACCAGCCUGGACAACAUAGCAAGACCCCAUCUCUACAAAAGUAAAACGUAAAUUAGCCAGGCAUGGUGUGGUGAUGGGCACCCGUAUUGCCGGCUACUUGAGAGGCUGAAGUGAAAGAAUCGCUUGAGCCCAGAGGUCGAGGCUGCAGUGAGCUGUGAUGGCACCAGUGUACCCCAGCCUGAGUGACAGAGCAAGACCCUGUCUCAAAAACCUGAGGGCAGACAGACCCUCUGAGCUGCCGUUUGCUGUCCCCUGGCCCAGAGGCCUGUGCAGGGACCUUGCCUCGCUGGGCUUAGUUGAGCGCCUCUGGGGUUGCAAAGCCACUGGGUCCCGUUCUUGUUCUUGGGGCAGCUGAGAGCCCCCAGCCCAGGCCUCGAGCCCCACUCCCCUGCUGAGCAACACGCUGUGGGGUUAGAGAGCAGCGCCCAGGCAGGCUGGCUCAGGAGGCUUCCCAGUGGAGCCCAUGCUGUCACAGACUGCCACCACUGUGGGUGCAGGAAGGACAUUUGAGCAGGGUUGGCCAGGGCUCCCCAGGUCUGACUGCCCCACCUCCUAC